AUGGAUUUCCAUCUAAGCGAAGAAUCUAAAUUCUAUUCAUAAUAAUACUAAAUACCUCUCGAAGUACCUUAAUUGGAUACUGAGUAGGAUUUUUCAGAUAAGCCUAUUAUUUUGAUACGUCAUGGAUUCAGUAUGUAGAAUUUUUAAGAAAAGGAAAUAACUUAUAAAAAUCCAAGCUGGGAAUAUAGCAAAACUGAGGGAUUAGAAGAGAUGUUCACUAGCGAAAAAUAUAUAGACUCAAGUCUUCAUGAAAUAGGAAUCUUUUAAUGCAUCUAAUAAUAAAAAAGUAUUAAUAAAUUUAAAUUUUACACUGUGUUUAUAUCUCCCUUGCGUAGGACUAUUUAGACUUGUAUAUAUUUAUUUGCAACUCAUCCAGAUAGAUAAAAUAUUAAAUUUGUUCUCUUACCUCAGUUAGCAGAAUGUCUCUGCUCUAGUGGCUGUUUCUCUGCAUUUACCCUCUCUUAAACCAGAAAAGAAAUGGAAGCAUUAGCUUAAAAAUAUCAAAUUUCACUUGAUUACUCAAGAGUAAGCGAGUUAGGGGAAUCAUGGUAGAUUAAAGUGUUGGAGAACGAUUAAAUAGUUAAAAAUAUAUUAGAAAAACUAGAGAGAAAUGGAGAGUGUGGCUACAGAUAACCAUACCACAAAAUUAUACUUGAUGAAAUAAAGUAAACCAAAAACUACCUAAUUGAAUCAUGGGAGAUGCUUUAUAAAAAAUCUAAAAGGGCUUAAGAAAUAAUUAAACAUUUUUUAGAAUCAGCAAAAUAAUAACAAAUUUAAAACGGCUAAGACGAUUCUGAGUAUAAAGUAGGUAUUGUUUCCCAUGGAUACUUGAUGAAAUGCAUGACUGCAUCAAGAAUUGAAGACAAUGGAUCAGUUUAAGAAGGUAUUGUCUUACAAAACGUAUAAAUACUUCCUUAUAGUUUUGAUUGA
Molecule: messenger RNA, 930 nt
Organism: Tetrahymena thermophila SB210
Lineage: Eukaryota; Ciliophora; Oligohymenophorea; Hymenostomatida; Tetrahymenidae
Product: histidine phosphatase family (branch protein 1)
Exons: 1
Cellular component (GO): cytoplasm
Molecular function (GO): phosphatase activity
Source: RefSeq, a predicted model, not a curated record